AUGGUGAUGAGAGAGAGCGCAAUAGGACAGCCGCAGCAGCAGCAGCAGGACGGUGGCAGCGCUCGUAAUCGGAUGAUAGAGUCGGACGGCUGGGAUCAUUCAGAGGGUGGCACUGGUGCGGGUGCUGGUGCUGCAGAUUCAGCAGGUUCAGGCGAGUUGACCUCGUCGUCAACAACACCGGCCAGUUGGGCUCUGUCCGCCUCACCAGCCUCCUUACAGUCAGCGUCCAGCUCGCGCUCUUCAUCACCAAUCACCCAACAACAGCCCAAACACAAACCAAAUCAACGUGCUCACUCGUCAUCGUCCUCACCUCGAUCACAACACUGCACUGAUUGUACCGCUCGAGAUGGAAUCGUAACGAAUCAGAAGCAUGAUGAGGUGCGUCUGAUGCAGAUGGACGGCCGUAAUAUAAUGUUAGCGACUGAGCAGUCGUCCUCUUCAUAUGGCACUGCAAUUCGACGUGAAACCUUCUUCAAAGAGUUCUCAUUUUCACCAGCUGUAACGAUCAUAUUGGAUUAUGAAGGGAAGCGCGUCAAGACAGAACAAGGCACAUUGAUUGGUCUGUUGAUUGGUUUGAGUAAUCUGCAGUGUACGAGACUGGAGUUAAAGGAGUUGCAUAAUAGGAACGGGAUGCUGGGCAUAGGCAGGUGUAUACAGUUCGCCGUCAACGAGUGGAUUCAAGACAUACAAAGCACGCAAUUGGGUGAUGUUAUCGGAAGUUAUGGACCGAUAACAUCGUUGGUGCAGAUU
Molecule: messenger RNA, 750 nt
Organism: Anisakis simplex (herring worm)
Lineage: Eukaryota; Metazoa; Nematoda; Chromadorea; Rhabditida; Anisakidae
Source: the annotation of a GenBank genome assembly